GAAAGGAACAAAACUCUCACCUCUUCUCUAGUCUCAAUCUUACAAAACUCACACUUAGUAAAAUUUAACACUAGAGAGGCUUGGGCAGGACUAGUAUCAUCACCAUAUUCAAUGCUUUUACCAAACUCUCACCUCUUCUUCUAGUCACAAGACCAACACCACCACCCUUCUUCUUCAUCUCUUUCUCUCUUCCUUCACCGACAUCUCCUCCAAACUCCUCUCUUACUCAGGUAUUCCAAUUUUCUUCACGAACUUCAGGGAAAUGGAAAGUGUUGAACUUUCGUUGACGAACAUGGAGACGGCCGUCAACGCUGACGGAGCUCAGAAUGGCGACGAAUUCUCCGUUGACGACUUGCUUGACUUCUCAUCAAACGACGACGUUUUCUUCGACGAUGGGGCUGAAUUGAAAACGCAACGAAAUAAAGGAGUCUCUGUUUCCUCAAAUGACGAAACUACCCUUAAACGGAGCAACGACUUCUCUACCGCCUGUGAGCUCGCCGUUCCGACGGAUGAAUUAGCGGAACUCGAAUGGUUAUCCAACUUCGUAGACGACUCCUUCGCACCGUACUCAGCUCCCACGAAGAAACCGGUUUGGUUAACCGUAGACAGGAGACACCCUGUAACACCGGUUAACGUCGGUUCGUGCUUCAAAGCCCCUCUCCCGGUUAAAAUCAGAACCAAACGACCAAGAACCGGAGUCAACUUAUGGUCUUCUCUAACCGACUCGCCUUCGAGUUCUCCAACAUCGUCCUCCUCCUCCUCUUCUGGUUAUUCAAGCCCUCUAUGGCUCUCCGGCGCUGAGUUUCUCGACGAGAAAGCGGUUGAGAGACAGAAGAACAAGAAGAAGAAGAAACAGUUCUUGUCGUGGGAGGCUCAGUCGCAGACGCGGCGGUGUAGCCACUGUGGCGUUCAGAAAACGCCGCAGUGGAGAGCAGGACCCUUGGGAGCGAAGACGCUGUGCAAUGCGUGUGGUGUGCGUUUUAAGUCGGGUCGGUUAUUGCCCGAGUAUAGACCCGCUUGUAGCCCAACGUUCUCCAGUGAGCUCCACUCGAACCACCACCGUAAAGUCAUUGAGAUGCGUCAGAAGAAGGAGACGUCAAGAGAUGCUGAACAUACCGGAAUGAACCAGCCGGUUCAGUCGGUUCAGGCUGUGCAGAGCUUCUGAAGAUAUUAGGGAUCCGACCCGGUUAACUCUUAGCAUUAUUAACUGCUUUGAAAUAUUGUUACUUGAAUUUUGUUUUGUUUUAACUUUUAAGUAACUGGUAAUGAUUUAAAACUUCAAAGCUGAUAUAUUUUUCGUUUCGCGUUAAUA
This is a messenger RNA of Brassica napus (rape), 1312 nucleotides long. RefSeq names its product GATA transcription factor 6-like. Lineage: Eukaryota; Viridiplantae; Streptophyta; Magnoliopsida; Brassicales; Brassicaceae. Gene Ontology annotation, molecular function: sequence-specific DNA binding; zinc ion binding. The record is from RefSeq and is a predicted model, not a curated record. Gene Ontology annotation, cellular component: nucleus. The transcript is spliced from 3 exons. Gene Ontology annotation, biological process: positive regulation of DNA-templated transcription. The coding region runs from base 263 to 1165 and encodes 300 amino acids.